AUGUACAUACCUGAUGCGAUAUUGGCCACUGCUGCAAGGCUGAGUACCACGGUACUCAAGGCUUUCGACAAUAUAGCGGCAAACAUUGUUUCCGGGGCCCUUUGCGAAACGUGUGUGUCGUUAAUCUUGAAGUCUCAAUAUACCAACCAAUAUUCGACUGGCGAACUAGGAAGCGAUUGGAGAGCUGUGUCUCUGCUGAGUGCUAUUCUGGUAUAG
Messenger RNA from Rhizoctonia solani, 216 nucleotides. RefSeq lists its product as uncharacterized. The coding region runs from base 1 to 216 and encodes 71 amino acids. The record is from RefSeq and is a predicted model, not a curated record. NCBI's taxonomy places the organism in Eukaryota, Fungi, Basidiomycota, Agaricomycetes, Cantharellales, Ceratobasidiaceae. The transcript has 3 exons.